AAUCUACAAAAAAGUCUCAGACAGCAAUGUCUAUCUCUUAAGGUUGACUCACCAUAACUAUUAUUUUGGCUAAUAACUUUAUUCCAAAACAAAACUUCUUUGUGAAGCUGUUUUUGUUGAGAUGGUAAUCCUUAUCAAAAUAAAUGCGACAAGUAUUAAAUUUUUCAAAUUUCGUUUAUUCCAAAGCUUUUUCAUAACGAUGCAGCGACGAUGGUAUGAAUCCUUAUCAAAAUAAAGAACGUUAAAGAAAUUUUGUGGCGUAUAUUAGCACUGCUCCCGUGCGAAGCCGGGGCGGGUCGCUAGUGAUAAAUGUGAACAAGAUGAUAAAUAAUUUAUUCGUAUUAUGAAGAAACUAUCAACACACUCGUGACAUUGGUUUGGCCAUCAAUAAAAUAUGUGUUUUAUAGCUGAUAGUGAAACCAAUACAGCAGUUAACUACUGCUACUUAUCUUUGUUCCUUAAUUUACUGAUAGUGUACGUAUGUACUUUGUUUAGGUCACGGAAGAAUAUAAAUACGAAAUAGUUGGUAAGUAUUUAGUUAUUGUAAUUAGCGCCGUAAAUAUUUUAACAAGUGUUACUUUGUUUAUAUAGUACGGUAUCUACACAGUUCCAAAAGAUAUUGAAACGAAGGUUUUGUUUAAAUAAAUUGGUUUAAUUAAUGUUGAACAAAUUCGAAAGUGUCGAUUCACCGAGUCGGAACAUUUGUCUGGCCUUGGUGUGCAUGUUUAAAGAAGUUAUUACUCACACGAUAUGUCUAACCGGUUUCAUAUAAUAGUUAAGUUUUACAGGCUCGUGCCGGGAGCCACGCUAGAUCCAGCACCGAAUGUCUCGUCUCGCUGCAAAAACAAAACAAAUUAAAUGAAUUAUUAAAUCGAUAGCUAAAUUUAUUUGGUUACACCACUCAACCAGUGAGGCACCACACAGAUAAUACAUACAUACAUGUCUGGUAGAGAAUGCCCGAGGCUUUAAUUCCGCCUCUGUACACGAUGUGCAUAAAGGAUAAAUAAAUAACGUUAUCCAACUAUCCUAUUAUAAUAUUAUAAAGCAAGUAUUCAAUUAAAAUAUAAUAUCCCCUACAUUUAUGUUUCAUCCAACUGAUUUUUUUGCCUCUGGUUUAUUAAUCUGGAACCCUCAAUGUCGACUGUCGUCGCACUAGUUCCGGCCACUUAUUUUAAGUUAGAGAUGUAAAUAUUCUACAAUUCGGUUAUUUAUUGUACCUAUACCAUACAUAAGUACAUACAUAAUACAUCACAUACAUAAGUGGUCAAUUAAUAUUUGAACAAAUAAAUAGUUUCCAGUAUUUACAUUAUUACAAGUAUUCUAUGGUAAAUUAAAAUCAAUUGAAUCGAUAUUAAACCGUAAACAUUUCUUGCGUGUAGGGCGCGGGGCGGUAUAGGAUAAACGAUAAAUCAGCACUAUUUUAAAGGUGCCAUAAAUCAUAAGGAUGUGUUACACAGUUCUGAUUGAGUGGCUGUAUGUAGGUCAGUACUGCAUGCCGGCGGAGGGCGUGCCGCUGUCGGCGCGCAGCGCGCUGCUGUCGCGCGCGGAGCUGGCGCGGCUGGCGCGCGUGUUCGUGGCGGCCGGCGUGGACAAGGUGCGGCUGACGGGCGGCGAGCCCACGCUGCGCGCCGACCUGGCGGACGUGGUGCGCGAGCUGCGCGAGGCGGGCGUGCGCCGCGUGUCGCUCACCACCAACGGGCUCGUGCUCACGCGCCGCCUGCCGGCGCUGCAGCGCGCGGGGCUGGCCGCCAUCAACGUGUCGCUCGACUCGCUGCGCCCCGACCGCUACGAGCGCAUGGCGCGCCGCCCGGGGUUAGCGCGCGUGCUGGCCGGUGUGGACCUGGCGCUGCAGCUCGGCUACUCUCCCGUCAAGAUCAACGUGGUGCUCAUGAGAGGGUUUAACGAUGAUGAAAUAUGCGAUUUCGUGGAGUACACUCGCGAUCGCGAUGUAGAGGUCAGGUUCAUAGAGUUCAUGCCGUUCUCGGGUAACAAAUGGGACGACUCUAAGCUGGUGCCGUACCGCGAGGCGCUGCGGGCCGUGUUCCAGCGACACCCGCACGCCGAGCCCGCGCCGCCGCGCGAAAACGACACCGCCCGGGUGUGGCGCGUGCCGGGCUACGCGGGCAGCGUGGGUUUCAUCUCGUCCAUGACGCAGCACUUCUGCUCGACGUGCAACAGGCUGCGCCUGACGGCGGACGGCAACCUGAAGGUGUGCCUGUUCGGCGCGGCGGAGGUCUCGCUGCGGGACCAGCUGCGCGCGGGCGCCGACGACGCCGAGCUCACGGCGCUCGUGCGGGCCGCGCUACACAACAAGAAGGCGCGACACGCAGGUACUAAUGCACAAACACAUCACAAUAUUGCUCCGAUGCAUUACAACAUCAAUUUCGGUCUCAUUUCACUUUCUUUAAAAAAAAGUGAUUUCGGCGCCUUCUCGCACCUGGACGCGCAGGGCCGCGCGCGCAUGGUGGACGUGGGCGGCAAGCCCGUGACCGUGCGCGUGGCCGAGGCCGAGUGCCUGCUGCAGGUGGGCGCGCGCCUGCUGCGGCUGCUGCAGGACGCGCGCCUGCCCAAGGGCGACGCGCUCACCGUGGCGGAGGUGGCGGGCGCGAUGGGCGCCAAGCGCACGCACGAGCUGAUCCCGCUGUGCCACCCGCUGGCGCUGGACGCGGUGCGCGUGCGCGUGCGGCUGCCGCGCGGCGAGGCGGCGGCGGGCGGCGCGCUGCGCGUGACGUGCGAGGCGCGCGCCACGGGCCGCACGGGCGUGGAGAUGGAGGCGCUCACGGGCGCCGCCGUGGCCGCGCUCGCGCUCUACGACAUGUGCAAGUCCGUGGACCGCGCCAUGCGCAUCACGGACCUGCGCGUGCUGCGCAAGACCGGCGGCCGCAGUGACGUCACGCCGCCGCCGCCGCCGCCGCCGCUGCGCGCUGUCGACCAGUCCCCGCUCAAGCAGGACGAGACCUACGCUCCGACCAACUUCAUGCACUUUUAGCUAUCGGAACUAAUGUAGACUACAAAUGGGGACUGCAUCUGUCACCAGAGUGGGUUCUGUGACUGUUGUAAAUAAUACGAACAGAGAUCGGACAGAAAUCCAUGCCUAGUGAUCUAUCUAGCCCUCGUUUAGAUUUUAUAGAGUUAGUUUUAUAUUAAGUGCUUCCACUAUAAAAAUGUUAAUAUAAGCAUAAUUUAAUAUAUUUUUAUAAUAUUGUGACGAAAUACAUAGAUCUUAUAUUUAGAUAUUUUUUAAAAGAGAUAAGUACAUACCUACAAAAAGAGGUUAAGAUUAGCAUAAGGACCGAUGUGAUCUAAGUACAUUUUCUAUGGAGGUAAAACUCGAUAAUUGUAAAUAUAAUUAUUAUUAUUUUCUUACGUUAUGAAUUUGAUGAACAUAGAGUCUUCUUAUUUUUGUAAUUAAUAGGAAGGUGUAGAUAACUAGUAUAACUUACUACGACUGGUUACUAGUGUAGCUAUAUUCGCUAAGCAGUAUAUCAAUACAAAGAACGGAUCCUUACCAUUAUUGCGGAUUCAAUAAGAAUGAAAAAGGUACAUCCGAUUUCAAAUAAAAAGUACUGAGCCAAAAAAAAUGAUAGUAAAGAAUCAACAAAAUCGGUUCAUCCGGUUCUGAGGUAACAAAUAUAUGAAAAGAAACUAAUUGAGAACCUCACACAUUCUUUUAAAAGUCAGUUGAAAAAUUACAGAUAAUGUCAUUAAAACAAAAAAUAACUAUAAGAUCUUUAUUUUGAGUACUUAAUGUUCUCAGCAUGGCAGUAAGACAUGAGAAAAUGUACUUUUUUGUAAGCUGUAAUAACAUGUAAUCUUAUGAUAUUAUAUUAAAAUAAACAUAGUUAUGUUUAUCAAAUUUCUUUUCGUUAGUAAUGUUUGUUUGUAUGUAUGUGGGCCCGCCUAUUGUCUGCUAACUCACGACCUCGUGCGCUAGUAGUGGUAUGGUAAUGGUACCAAAUGGUAGCCCUGAAUAUCUUGCAUUACAAAUCUCGACUGCGAUACGUAAUGGUGCUAAUUAUUGUACGUAACAAAAGUGCCAUUAUUCCUUUAAAAAUAUAUUAGAAACAUGUGUGCAACGCGUCGCACGUGACUCUCUGUAUCUAUUUGUAAGAUGCACUUACCAUGAGACCAACGUAUCAGGGAUAAAGUAUGAAAUUGGCGAUUUAUAUGGUAUUUUAUUUUGUAAAAUAUUAGUUACUCAAUAUUUACUACUAAUCAUUAUCAUCGUUUAAAAUAUCGCACGGUCACUUUAGAGACAGAACUCGUAUUUAAGUAUCAUUGAAUUUUCUUUGAAGUCUUUCUAGUCUAAACUGAAUAAAAAACAACUGAAUAUCGAAAAUCUAAUGUUUUAAAAUGCUCGAAUAUACCAUGUGAGAAUGGCUCGUCAAUUUAAUACUUUAACCCCUAACGUAUUGGACCCUUGACUUGAGUUUGUUUUAGAUAUUUCAAUGGGGUAGUUUCGUUAUAUAUACCCUGUUGUUAUUAAUUAAGUAUAAGUAGUACCGGACAAGGAAACUUGUUUUUGUUCAUCAGUGUGAUUUACUUUGUUGAUGUUUUUAUAUAUAUUUUACAUUUUAUAAUAAAGGUGUGAUUUUGUUUACAAAACAUGAAUAAUAAAUGCACCAUACUUAUAUUAA
Molecule: messenger RNA, 4637 nt
Organism: Trichoplusia ni (cabbage looper)
Lineage: Eukaryota; Metazoa; Arthropoda; Insecta; Lepidoptera; Noctuidae
Gene: Mocs1
Product: molybdenum cofactor biosynthesis protein 1
Exons: 6
Coding region: 1445-2989 (514 amino acids)
Biological process (GO): Mo-molybdopterin cofactor biosynthetic process
Molecular function (GO): 4 iron, 4 sulfur cluster binding; cyclic pyranopterin monophosphate synthase activity; GTP 3',8'-cyclase activity
Source: RefSeq, a predicted model, not a curated record